Molecule: messenger RNA, 1158 nt
Organism: Lichtheimia ornata
Lineage: Eukaryota; Fungi; Mucoromycota; Mucoromycetes; Mucorales; Lichtheimiaceae
Exons: 3
Coding region: 1-1158 (385 amino acids)
Biological process (GO): lipid metabolic process
Molecular function (GO): oxidoreductase activity, acting on paired donors, with oxidation of a pair of donors resulting in the reduction of molecular oxygen to two molecules of water
Source: RefSeq, a predicted model, not a curated record
AUGACCACCGACGGCAAGACGGUCGAGCAGAAACCUGUGAUCGACGAGGCCAUCGAGAGAAGCUGGGAUAUUCCUGAUUUCACUAUCAAGGAAAUUCGUGAAGCUAUCCCUCCCCAUUGCUUCCGUCGUGACACUUUCCGAUCAUUCACCUAUGUUUUGCACGACAUUGCUAUCAUCUCUCUCCUUGCCUAUCUUGCCACCUUCAUCGAUACUAUCCCCUCUGCUGCUGUACGCAUCAUCCUUUGGCCCUUGUAUUGGAUCGCUCAAGGCGUCGUAGGUACCGGUGUUUGGGUUAUUGGUCACGAAUGUGGCCAUCAAGCAUUUAGCCCAUCCAAGACCAUCAACAACAGCGUCGGCAUGGUUCUUCAUUCAUUGUUGCUCGUCCCUUAUCAUUCGUGGAGAAUCUCCCAUUCUCGCCACCACAAGGCCACCGGCCAUAUGUCCAGAGAUCAGGUCUUUUUGCCAACCACUCGCUCAAAGUAUGGUUUGCCACCCAGAGACCAAGACCCUGAAGGUGAUGGUCCUCAUCAUUUGUUUGACGAGUCUCCUCUUGGUACCCUUUGGGGCAUGUUUGUCAUGUUCGUAUUUGGAUGGCCCAUGUAUCUCUUUGCCAAUGUCAGUGGUCAAGACUAUCCUGGUUGGGCUUCCCAUUUCAAUCCCUACUGUGCUAUCUAUGAGGAUGCUCAAUUUUGGGAUGUCAUGCAAUCUACCGGUGGUGUUUCGGCUAUGAUCGGUGUCUUGGUCUACUUGGGUCAAACCUUUGGCUCCAUCACCAUGAUCAAGUUUUACGUUAUCCCUUACCUCAUGGUCAACUUUUGGCUCGUGCUCAUUACCUACUUGCAACAUACUCAUCCCAACCUUCCCCAUUACCGUGAAGGCGUCUGGAACUUCCAACGUGGUGCUGCGUUGACCGUUGAUCGUUCAUAUGGUGCCAUUCUCAACUACUUCCAUCAUCACAUCUCGGAUACUCACGUUGCUCAUCAUUUCUUCUCCACCAUGCCUCAUUAUCAUGCCGAAGAAGCCACUCAUCACAUCAAGAAGGCUCUUGGCAAGCAUUAUCAAUACGACCCAACCCCCAUCCCAAUUGCCUUGUGGCAAUCCUGGAAGGAGUGCCGAUUCGUUGAGGAUGAGGGUGAUGUCGUCUUUUACAAGAACUAG